Molecule: messenger RNA, 5052 nt
Organism: Clunio marinus
Lineage: Eukaryota; Metazoa; Arthropoda; Insecta; Diptera; Chironomidae
Source: the annotation of a GenBank genome assembly
ACGGCUCAAAAGAUGCAAAAAUAAAGAAAAUUUUGAUAAAAACAAUUUUCUGUAAAAUUUAUAAAAAUGUUUAAAAAAUUAAAAGAUAAAAUAGCUGAAGAGGUGAAACAAUCACCAGCAAGAUUCCAAGAAAUCAUAAAUUCUGCUCAAGCAGCUGUUAGCUCAGCUAAUUCGAGUAAUUCAGACGAAAGUGGAAGUGCGAAUCAAAGCAAUGAAAACUCGUCAUCAGCAAAUGAAAAUUUUUUCUCACUCACGGAAGAUGACACACCUCAGAACAGUCCCAUGAAAACAAUUCCUUUGAAUAGUUCUUCCACACCAAGUAGCAGCAAAUUAAUGAAUGUUGAUCUUCACACGCCAUCAACACAAAAUAAUUCGCUGAAUAACGGGACACAACAAAGAACCAGAAAACUUUCAAAUUCAUCUAUGGCCAGUGACAUUUCGUUUAGACUUCCGCACUAUGAACAUCAACCAAUUUAUCAUUUACAAUCAGAUUGGGAAUCGGCAAGUGAAGCUGAAGAUUCGGGAGUGUCGUCAGUUGGAGCUCAAUUGGAACAAAUAAGUAAAGAUCAAAUAUAUCAAGCAUAUCGAAAUUCCCUCACAAAAUAUCAAAAAUAUCGUGGAAAGUAUACAGAGCUUGCGAGAAAGUAUCGCGAUUUGGAGAAGGACAAUGCAAAAGCAAGACAAGUAUUAGUAGAGACACAAGAUAAAGCAUUAAGAAGAAUAAGUGAGCUUAGAGAGCAAUGUCAAUUAGAACAGCAAGCAAAAGCUCAUCUUGAAAGUGCGUUGAGACUUGAAAUGGACGAUCUGCAGUGCGUCGUUCAAACACUUCGAACUAAACUUGAAUUGAUUGGCGAAAAUCCUGACAAAGUUCUCAAUGGUUCAUCAUCGAAAGAAGAAAGUCUUAUCAAUUUCUCUAGUGAUGGUGGCGAAACAACAAACACAACAAAUGAACUCAUCAGCAAUCUUGAGCAGGAACUUAAAGAUUAUAAAGAAAAGUAUAAUGAAAUGUCGCAACAAAACGAAAAAGCAGUCACAGAAUUGUCAGAACUUCUUGAAAAAUCAAAGAAAGAAAUCCAAGAAUUAAAACAACGUGAAGAAGAAAGCACAAUUACAAUUGCUGAGAAUAAAUUGAUGAUUCAUUCAGAACUGGAAAACAAAGAAUCGGAAGUGAAGAAGUUACGUGAAAAAAUCAAUAAGAUGGAAAGCAAUGAAAGUGCAAUAAAUCAAGAAUUAAAAGAAGUUAAAGAAAAACUAAAUAAGCAAACACAUGACUUAGACAUGGUGCAGAAAGACAAAAUAAAGCUUGAAGAUCGCCUUAAAGAAGUCUUUGAAGAGAAGAAAACCGUCAAUAACGAACUCAAAGAAAUGAAAGAUAAGAUUGAAAAAGUAAAUAAUAAGUUCAAAGAGCUUUCUGAAGACAAAACAUCAUUACAAUCGCAAAAUGAACUACUUCAUGUUGAAAUUAAAAAAUGUAAAGAUGAAAUGAAUGAAUUACAACGACAGAAAUCUUUGUUAACGGAAGAAAUUAAAAAUAUUAAAAUUGUUAAUGAAAAUUCGGAAUCGGAGGCAAUUAUAUCACUCCAAGAGUCGAUGAAAGGUUCAGUGAUGGAGCUUGAGAAGAAGAUUAGUGAUUUGAAUGGAAUAAUUAAUGAGAAGACCUCGGAAAUCACUUCACUUACUAAAACAAAUAGCGAGAUGUUGAAAAAAGUUAGUGAAUUGGAGAAGGAAACAGUUUUAAUGACCAACGAUCGUGACACUUGCCGAACGAAAAUCGAUUCAUUGAAGAAUGAAAAACGAGAUUACGAGAAAACAUUGGAACGAGAAAUUCGAGAGAAAAAUGAAUUGAAGACACAAGUAACAAAUAUUCUUCAAGAAAUUGGACGCUUAGAAGAACAACUGAAAGAAGUUCGAACAUCACAUUCGUCAAUUCAGUCUGAGAAACAAAAACUUGAAGAAAAGAUUGAAAGGAUUCAACGACAGCAUAAUGAAGCAAAAAUGAAAUUAGAAAAAGAUCAGACACACAAAUGGCAAACAAAAAUGAAAGAACUUGAAACGAAAUUGCAUGAAAUUGAAUGUGAAAAUUCACAAUUAGCAGAGAAAAAUUGUUUACUGGAAGAAAGUUCGAGGAGAAAUUCUGAUGAGCUUAAAAGGCUACAAUCAAACCUCACUGACAGUCAGAGUGUUGUUCAAGAAGAGCACAAUCGGUUAGUGGAAACAUCAAGAGAACUUGAAGAAAGAAUCAAAACGUUAACUGAUCAGCUAACGCAAUGCACUGGUGAUCAUGCAAAACUUUAUGAUGAGAAAGAACAACUCGAUCAUCAAUAUCGUUCACUACAAGAUGACAAUGAAACUAAGGAAAAGGAGAAAUUAUGUUUGAUGGAAGAUGUUAAAACUUUACAACAAGAAUCGAACUCAUUGAAAGCUAAAAUUACGCAACUGGAAAGUGAAAAAGUGAACUUAACUGAAUGUUGUGACAAUUUAAGAGUUGUCGUUGAUAACAUAAAAAAAGAGAAUGAAGCAAUGAUUAAAACUCGCGAUGAACUGCAAAAAGCUUGUGAAAAUAUGAAAGUUGAAUUUGAUAAGAUUAACGGAUUGAAGCAACGUUGCGAGGAACAAAUGGAAAGUGUUAAGCGAGAUAAUAAAAAUCUAGCUGAGAAAAAUAAAUCUUUGUCGAAUGAACUCGAAUCGAUAAGCACGAAGAAUCAAAAUCGCUUGACAGAACUUGAAAAUUUAUUGAAACAAACACACGACGAGAAACAAUCAUUGACAGAGUCGUUGAAUAAGAACGCAACGGACAUUGAAAAGAAAAUGGAAAAUUAUGAGGAAAUUAAGAUUCAAAAUGAAUAUUUGAGCACGCUUGUGAAGCAACUUGAAGCUGAUAUGAGUAAAUCUCAAGAAGAAAAAAUUGGCAUGAAUGAGAAAAUUGCUAAAAAUCUUGAGAACGAAAUGAUCCGUGAAGAAAAGAUUCAAGAACUUUCAAGAUUACUGGAUGAGCGAGAAGAAGCUGUGAGGACUUUACAGGAACUUGAAACUGCAGUGUCAAUUACCAACAAGGAACUUGAGUCACUUAACAAGGAUCUUCUGACAAAGAUUAACAAACUUGAAGCUCAAAUUAACAAGCAACGUGAUUAUCAACAAAUUAAGGAUGAAAAUUCAACACUGAAAAUUCAGAAAAAUGAAUUAGCAGAGAAACUUCAAGUCAUUAGCAAAGAAAAGGAAAAUUUAUUGACUUCUAUGAAGAGCCUUGAAGAAAAACAUGAAACUGAAUUGAAAACCUUAAAUGAUCAAAGAGAAAGUUUCGUUGCUGAAAAAGUUAACCAGGAAACAGAAUCAAUUAAUAAAAUAAAGAAUUUAGAAGAUCAGUUGAAGAACGUCAGUGAUUAUGAAGAAAUUAAGCAUCGUAAUGAACUUCUUCAACAAGAUAUUAUAAAAUUGAACGAAAAACUAUCAAACAAUGAAUCAGUAAAGGAUUCAGAAAUUAAUUCGAUUAAGAAAUCACUACAGGAUAUCACGAAAGAAGUUGAAAUACUUAAAGAAGACAAAGUGCGAUUAGAAAAAGAGAUUGAGAGUAGUCGAAGUAUUAUUCAAGACUUGAAUAAAGAUUUUGAAGAAUAUCAGAAGGAAAUUGAGACUUUGAAGGAAGAUAAAGCAACUUUGAUUACCGAAGUUGAGAAUGCUAAUUUGAAAGUUGCUUCGGAAAGUGAAUUAAAGUCAUCGAAACCUUCAGAUCGUUAUGAAGCCUUAACAAAUGAAAAUUAUAAACUACAAGAAGCAAAUCGCGAGUUGCUUGAGAAACUCGAAAACUUAGAGAAAACCAGUGACAGGAAAAUCUCCGACAUGACUCAAGAAAUUGAAGAAUUAAUUGACAACUCAAAGCACUACACUCAUAUCAAUUCAGAAUUCAACGAACUUAAGAACAAAUAUGACCAACUUGUGAGUGAGAAGUCAAAAGAUGAAAUGAAUGGAAACUUAAUCCAAGAUUCGUCUGAACUUUCUGUAAUAAAAUCUGAGCGAGAUGAAUUGUCAGAUAAACUGAAAAAAAUCAUGGGAGAAGUUGAAGAAGUUUCCAAUAAAAAUCUUUUCUUAGAACAGAAAGUUGAAAAUUAUUUGAUUCUUGAGCAAUCAAAUGAACGUUUGAAGCUUACAAAUGAUAAACUUUCAAGACAAUUGGAUGAGACUUUAGUUUCAAUGCAUCAUCAUGAGGGCAUUCAAGCGAAUACUGAGUUUGAAUAUCUCAGGAAUAUUCUAUUCCAGUAUUUAAGCGGUCAUGUCAAUUCUAAUGGCACGACACUUGUUAAAGUGAUUGCUGCAGUUUUAAAGUUUACGCCACAACAAACGCAAUUGGUGCUUGAGAAGGAAAAUCAAAGGCAUACUUUGUUGGGAUCGAUUAACAAUCUUCUAUAGCAGGAGAUUAACAACAUCAACAAAACAUUUUUCUAAUAAAAUUCUUCGACAUCGUCCUACCUAGUUAGUUAAUCUUCAGAUAACCACAUUAAAAUAUGAGCUAGCUAAUUAAUUUGAACUAAUAUUAUUACUUUCCUCUAUAAAUCUUUUAAAAAAGUUAUUAAAAUUUAAAUAUAUUUAGAUGUGCAAGUUAGUGAGUCACACGGAAACCUUUUUCAUAUUCAAUGCCACGCGAUGCCAAAAUAUUUGGAUGUUUUAUACAUAAAUUGAACGAUAAUAAUUAUGUGCUAAUAUGCCAUGUUUAAAGCGUGUGUGUGUGUUUUAUAAAAUAUAAAAAUUGAGAGAGAUUUGAAUUUCUUUUUCUUAAUUUUGUUAUGUGGUUGAAGAUUUAGAUAAAAAAUUGAUUUUAAUUCGUUUCAUUUUAAUCUUAACUCAAUAUGCAGCUUUCAAUUCUUAAUAAGAAUUAUUGUAGAUAUUAUUUAAUUGAGACUUCAAUAACUUUAUAGUUAGGUAUCUAAAUAAUAAACAAUCAUAUUUUAAAAUUAGUUCUUCUUUUAAUCCAAUUUUAAUCUUGAUCAUCAAGAUUAUUAAUUAAUAAGAAAUUAUUUUAAAUUAAGUGCCCAAUAGCGCAUGCAGCAAUUCAACGUU